UUUCUGAUGAACAAAAAGGCAUUUCUCCCGUUCUCUGUUGCCGUUCUUGCCGGCAGCAAGUUUAAAACGCAAGUGGCAGCCGAGGGCAUCGAACGUUCAUUUUUAUUGAAUUUACUUAUACGAGUGUAAAAAAUUAUUAUUGGUUGGAUCAAUCGUUUUUUAAGCUCUACAAGUAUGUGACGAGUUGAAGAAUUCACGGUUUCGCCGAGCACUUUGAAAAUAUAUAAAAACGCUGCAUGCUUCUUCUUCAAUUCUUCGAAAAUCAAGAUUCUGAGUGACCUUGCGGCGUGUUUACGUUUCUGACGGGUUUUUGUUAGCUAUGGAAAUAUAGUUAAAGUUAAUUGAAAAAUAAGAGCAAACAUGGAUCUAUUAGACUUAUUUCAAUCGAAGAAGCCCGUUGAAAGGGUGAAUGUUUCUCAACAUCGAAUUUUCUAUGUACCAGACGAGUCUUCAGAUGCAAGAUCAGAAGCAUCAUUUCACAUGGGACAACUCCUAUCAAGGGGAGUUGACUAUUCAAAGAAAUAUAUUGAUGAAGAGAAUGAAAAAGCUCUUCAGACAGCAAGGAUAUCAAACACACAUCAAGAUGGAAACAAAUUCGAUGAAAUGUCCGUAGGAACAGUUCCUACUCAUAUGACUGAUGCUGACAUUGAAGAAAAAGCAAAGGUUUACAAUAUGUUUGACUUUGAGUAUCGACCAAAAGAGGAACUUCCCAUUGUACAGAACAAAAGUGAAAUUACGUCGAUGAUAGAAACACAUUCAAUAACAAUAAUUGAAGGUGUAACUGGAUGUGGUAAAUCAACACAAGUACCUCAGUUCAUUCUUGACAGCUGUUACAAAGAGAGGAAACACUGUAACAUCAUUGUUACUCAACCCAGAAGAAUAGCAGCACUGAGCAUUGCAGACAGAGUCAGCAAAGAAAGAGGCUGGCAUUUGGGAACACUUGUUGGUGUUCAAGUGGGAAUGUACAAAAGAAUUUCAGAAGACACUAGAUUGACCUAUUGCACUACUGGUGUUCUUUUAAGAAAACUCAUCACAGCUAAAAAUAUGCUUGAGUACACGCACGUUAUUCUUGAUGAGGUUCACGAACGUGACCAAGAAAUGGACUUUCUUCUAUUGAUCAUUAGGAAGCUACUCAGGACUAAUUCUCGACAAGUCAAAGUUAUCCUUAUGUCUGCUACUUUUGAUGUUUCAAAAUUUGCAGAAUAUUUUUCAGUACCCACUGAAACAGGCUUUGUGGCCGCACCUAUCGUCACUAUUCCGAAAAAGCGAAAUUACAAAGUACAUACUCAUUAUCUAUGCCAGUUAACAGCACUUGGAACGUUGCCAGAAAUUUCAUUGGUUGAACCAAAAGUCUCAGAAAAAAUGAUGAAAUUUUGCAUAAAGCUAAUCAAUGUCUUUGAUGAUAUUGACAGUAACAGUGAAUAUGAUCCAGAAGAUCUUGCUGAGUUUGGUGGAGAAAAACCACGCUAUGCCACAUUGGUAUUUUUGCCAGGCAUAUGGGAGAUCGAAGAGAUGCAUGACCUCAUGAUUCAAGAUAGCCAGUCAUCAAAAUGGGAUAUCGUCAUUUUGCACUCCAGCAUUACCAGUGAAGAACAAAAUAAAAUAUUUUUAGCUCCACCAAAGGGAUGCCGCCGCAUUAUAUUAUCGACAAAUAUUGCUGAGAGCAGUAUCACAAUUAAUAAUAUCAAAUAUGUAAUUGACUUCUGCUUGACAAAGCAGUUAGUGACUGAUCCUGGUACCAAUUUCCAGUGCUUAGAAUUAACUUGGGCAAGUAAAGCUAAUUGUGAACAGCGUGCUGGUCGCACUGGACGUGUCAUGGAUGGUCGAGUCUAUCGACUAAUACCAAAAUCAUGUUACCAGCACUUGCCAUCUGAAGGAGAUCCAGAAAUCGUUCGAGCUCCUCUGGAGAAUUUAGUUCUUCAAACAAAACUUCUUGAUAUGGGAGAACCUAAAGCUGUACUCGCUCUAGCUAUAGAUCCACCGGACUUGACUAAUCUAGAGCGCACAGUCUUACUUCUAAAGGAAUCAGGUGGUCUGCUUGAUAAGCCAAAUAUGUUCAACCGUUUCGAUGGUGAACUGACAGAUCUUGGUCGCAUCAUGGCUGCUUUACCCAUGGACACCCACUUGGCCAAACUUAUAGCAUUAGGUCACGCAUUUGGCGUACUGCGCGACACCAUUGUAAUGGCCGCAGCUAUGGCUGUAAAACCAAUGUUCAGCAAUCCUUUUCAGAAGCGUAUGGAAGCUUACUAUGCCAAGGUGCACUGGGCCGACGGCUCCACCAGUGACUGCCUCACAUUUCUUAAUGCAUUCAAAGUGUGGCAGCGGAAUAUUGCGUCAAACUACAUAAAAAAAAAACACCACACUGAGCGCACCUGGGCCAAAACUAACUUUUUGCAAGUCAGGGUUCUUCAUGAGGUCGACUAUUUAGUGCAUGAACUAACUAUGAGGCUCGAAAGACUGGGUAUUAAGGAAACCGAGGGCACGAACAAAGUUGUCACAGACGAGGUGGACCGCAGUUUCGUGCUCAAGAUCGUCAUUGCUGGAGCUUUUUACCCCAACUAUUUUAUAAGGAAUCAAACUUCUGGAAUAAAUAUAGAUGAGACGCAAGGCACCAAAGCACUUGGGGGUCUCGAUCCUACACGAACAGUUUUCCUGCAAGGCUGGAACCCCGAACAACCCGGUAAAUUGUACGCCAAGCGUAUACAGGAGAUUUUUAAAGAUGUGGUGCCGGCGCACGAUCAGACGGUCGUUGAGUUCGAUGGAUCUCAUCGAAUCUAUCUUAUGUUUAACGAUGACAAGGCAUACCACAAGAAAAAGGAAAAAGUUGCGAAAAUUCCUGGAAAAGUGUCGCUGUCCGUUUACAAAGCUUUAAAGUUAAGGAAGCUAAGGACCCAAUUUGAGCUUAACGUUAUGGAUUUGAGAUCGGCUAAGCAAUUAGCGGAAGAGCUCAAGCUGACAACGAAUACCAGUGCCAUAUUUUACAGUAAAGAUAACUUCGUAAGGAUAAAAGAGUUUUUGCCGACAACGCUUCCACUCCUACCUUCCUUGGCGGACUUUUUGAUCCCCAUAAAGAUAAUUCACUCUGAAAAUCCAAAUAAAUUUUGGGCACGAAUGAAUGAGGACGACACGUGGAUGAAAUUGAGCAUGAUAGAUACUUUCUUGAACGACUCUAAAAACAUAACUCUUCGACCCUUUGAAUACAAUCCGAAAAUUGGAUCUCUUGUAGCAGCUAAAUGGAACAACAAGAUGUACCGUGCCACCAUCGAAGGCUACUACAAAAUUAAAGGCCAAGAUGUUGCGAACGUUUUUUACAUCGAUUUUGGUAGCAAAGAAAGCGUUCCAGUAUCUGAUCUAAGAACUAUCAAGACUGAUCACGAUGUUUACAAUAUCAGAGCUUUGGCUUUUGAAUGUACCUUAACGGGCAUUGAACCUUCAACAAGACAAGAUGCUCGAGGCUUGUGGUCUGAAAAAGCAGGAGAAACAUUCGAAGAGUAUACAAGUGCACCGUACAAAGUUGUUGGCCAAGUUUAUUCUGUUGUCGACGGUGUUGUCUCAUUACAAUUAAUAUGUACAAAUACUCAGAUCCCACAAGAGUCGGUCAACUUAAACGAUUUAUUAAUAAAAGAAGGUUUAGCUGAUUCUGUUGAAGAGCAUUACUUAUCUAACUACAAUCACAAGCUCAGAGAGUCAGCAAACGACUAUUUAGAAGAACACCGGGAGUAUCUCGAAUAUUUGCAGUAUGAUAAGACAUUUUUGACCAGAUCUUAUCCAGAUCCUCCGCCAGUUACGGAUUGCCGAUCGCUGGUUUAUUUGAAGGGCCCUUUUUCGCCCUUGGAAAUUAAUUUGUCGAGUCUCGCCACAGUUACGGCUACGAAGAAAGUUAACAUAGACAAUCUCUCUGUAAAUUCAAUUUUAGUAGAUACUGACCCAGAUGACCCGCAUGACCGUCUUCUAGUCGCUUCUGUAGUUAGUCAAAAUACAUCUGGAACUUAUUUGACGCUACGCAAUACCACGCUAAUGCCAAACAUUGCUGGUUUGACUGCUCUUAUUUGUUUGAUCUUUUCACCAAAGAUCGAACUUAGAAGAACCUCAUCUGGUUCUCGCUACAUUGGUGCUUUGUGUGGACUUGGAUAUAAUCCUAGAAAUUGCGCAGCUUUGUUGCCUGAGCAUGAUAUGGAAGUAUAUUUUGAUACAGAAAUCAGUAUUGAAGACAUGCAAAAUAUCAACAGGCUGCGUCACUGGAUGAAUAUGGGAAUUUGUGUGAAAGGUAGCGAACCUGAUGAAAACGCCAGUGAAGACGCUAUUAAGUGCCAAAGAAAAGUGAUCGAAUUCUUAAAAAAGUUGACAAACCGACCUGUUAAAGAUCAAAAACCAGAGAAGAUUUUAAACUUCAGCAGAUGGUGUCUAUACAAUGAUGCCUUAUUUUUACAUCCAACAAAAGCAGUUAUAAAAGAAGACAGCGUGUUUCCCUUACAUUGCGCACUUCAAUUGGAAGAGUGCGACGAAAAUUCUGAGAAAAUGGCUGUGCAUUGUCAAGAGUUACGUUCACUAGCAAUUUCUGAUCCAAGGAUACCAGAAAAUGUCACUCUACACUGUCAAUUAUGCGAUAAAGAAGUUUACAGUCGGGAAGAGCUAAGACUCCAUUUGUUCAUGAAUGAGCACAAAGAUAGAGAAAAGAGUUUAGGUAUUCAAGUAUCGAGGUAUUAUUAGAAUUACUUAGACUUGUUAAAAUGUUCCAAAGUUCUUUUUUACAUUAAAUAUUAUUAGUAUCAAGGUAGACUUCGAAAAAACCAAAGCGUUUAUUUUAGUUACUAUAACUAAUCUAAGUUUUGUUUGAAUUCAUGCAAUCAAAGCGUUGGUGAUUAUAAAAAAAAGCCUUUGAUUGUAAAAAAAUCAUUCAUUUUUCAUUCUCCAUUGUUAAACUGUGUACAAACGAAAUAAAGUCUUUAAAAAGUCA
This is a messenger RNA of Nasonia vitripennis (jewel wasp), 4957 nucleotides long. RefSeq names its product probable ATP-dependent RNA helicase spindle-E (gene spn-E). The transcript is spliced from 10 exons. Bases 361 to 4710 code for a protein of 1449 amino acids. Gene Ontology annotation, molecular function: RNA binding; ATP binding. The record is from RefSeq and is a predicted model, not a curated record. Lineage: Eukaryota; Metazoa; Arthropoda; Insecta; Hymenoptera; Pteromalidae. Gene Ontology annotation, cellular component: intracellular anatomical structure.